AUGGCUAAAUUUAAUGCAGAAGAAGUCAGUGAUCUGCAAGCUGGGGGAAAUGAGCGAGCAAGGCAAAUCUAUUUCAAAGCAUGGGAUCCACAGUGUAAUUCUUUUCCAGAUGCCAGUAAUCUUCAUAGGCUUCGAGAUUUUAUCAAGCAUGUCUAUGUGGAUAGGAAAUAUACUGGUGAGAUUUCUCACAAAACCUCAAUGGUUCGAGUGGGUGAAAAAGACGACUUCUACGAGCGACGUUCUUUUGAGAGGUACAGUCAGGGUAGCAGGGAUGACUUUUCUGAACGCUGUUCUUAUGAAAGACCCAGUUCAAGUGGCAUGAAUGAGUAUGUAAGAUAUUCUGCUGCUGAAAGAAGAAGUCCUCGAUACAAACAAGAAAAUGGGAGAGCUGGUGGUCACAGGAGUCGUACUGCUCACUUUGAGGUAGUUGAUGACAGGUUUCGAGAUGAUGGAUACGGAAAUGGAGGGCGAUCUGCAAUUCUCCGAUUUUCUGACGCAGAGUCCAGGGCACGUAGCAGGUCCCCAGAUCCUCAAAUAAGUGGCCAAAUGACCAACACCCCAGUGUUACGUCCUUUCAAAGAUAUUUUGGAUGCGAAUGCUCACGUAGGCAAGCAUCCUACGACAAAUGAUGGGAGGGAUGCUGAUGGCUCUUCCCAUGAGCAGACAAUUAUGACCUGUAAUUCUGCAUCAAAUCAGGCACAGUUGCAUGGAACGGCCGAGGGUAGCAGGGAUGACUUUUCUGAACGCCAUUCUUAUGAAAGACCCAGUUCAAGUGGCAUGAAUGAGUACAGUCAGGGUAGCAGGGAUGACUUUUCUGAACGCUGUUCUUAUGAAAGACCCAGUUCAAGUGGCAUGAAUGAGUAUGUAAGAUAUUCUGCUGCUGAAAGAAGAAGUCCUCGAUACAAACAAGAAAAUGGGAGAGCUGGUGGUCACAGGAGUCGUACUGCUCACUUUGAGGUAGUUGAUGACAGGUUUCGAGAUGAUGGAUACGGAAAUGGAGGGCGAUCUGCAAUUCUCCGAUUUUCUGACGCAGAGUCCAGGGCACGUAGCAGGUCCCCAGAUCCUCAAAUAAGUGGCCAAAUGACCAACACCCCAGUGUUACGUCCUUUCAAAGAUAUUUUGGAUGCGAAUGCUCACGUAGGCAAGCAUCCUACGACAAAUGAUGGGAGGGAUGCUGAUGGCUCUUCCCAUGAGCAGAAGCCAGCACCUUCCACUAGUUUGGGGUCUGUUGAUCGAAGAUCAGGAGAAAAUAAAUCAGUAAACUCAAGUAGCUUGAUUGAUUUCAUGGCUGAUUCUGAACCUCCUGCUGCAGCAGCAUCACAAACGCCACAGAUGGUUCGGUCUGUUGAUGUUGGAAACUCCUCUAUUGGAUCUUCCGCAAUGGAAAAGGCUUCUAAGGCUCCAAAUAUGAAUUCAUUGGAAUAUUUAUUGUUCGAAUUGUCAGCUCCUGCACCUGCGCCUGCAGGUAUUAUGCCUGAGGCAUCUACCAGUAGUGAAACUCCAUCAUCUACAUCUGUAGCGUCAUCCAAUUGUGUCAAUGAUACCAUAACUGGAUCAACAAUCAACACACCGGUAGUUCCCUCUAAUGAGGGUGUUCCCACAGCUUCUCGUGUAGGAAAUGAACAAGUGGUGCCCAGUAGUAGCGAGGCUCCCGUGGUAAAAAAAACUGAUGAGCAGCAGUUGCCAACCAUGCAGCAACAUCAGCCGUCUGCAGUCCCUGGUGGGGAUAGUGGUCAUACUGCUCAACAGAGUACUCCAUCUGUUGAAGACGCUUUAUUUAAUGAGCCAUGGCCUUCAUCACCUCCACCAAAUGCUCAAGGAACGCCUCCUUUUGCUUCAUCUGAGCACCCAUCUCAAGCUGUCUCCAAGGCAGUUCAAGAAAGUAUUACAGGGGAUGUGUCAAAAUAUAAUGGGAGGAAAGAGCUUCCAGCAGACCUUUUCACAUAUAGUAGUUCCUCAUUCCCUGCAACAGUUUCAAGUUGGCAAUUUCGUCCACCACCUGGGCUGGGAUAUAGCAUGCAAUACUUUCCCACUGCAAUGCCUAUUCAAGCUUCUCCGAAUCCUACAAAAUCCACUAACCCAUUUGAUCUCAGUGAUGACAGCACCCUAGUCCAAAACCCAAUGAGCAGCUCAGCGCAUAAGGACCUUUUCACAUAUAGUAGUUCCUCAUUCCCUGCAGCAGUUUCAAGUUGGCAAUUUCGUCCACCACCUGGGCUGGGAUAUAGCAUGCAAUACUUUCCCACUGCAAUGCCUAUUCAAGCUUCUCCGAAUCCUACAAAAUCCACUAACCCAUUUGAUCUCAGUGAUGACAGCACCCUAGUCCAAAACCCAAUGUUUCCUCCUAUGACAUCAUUGCAAGGAGCACUUGCAAAUGUGUCAGCUUCUACAGGCUUACUGCCUCACUCAUCACCUUAUGCGUCUGCACUGGCCCUACAAUCACCUUCUUGUGGAAUGACUAUGCCUCCUGAAGCAUACACGGGGCAACCAUUGGCAAUUAAUAUGCCAAUUUCCAGACCACAAGGAAUUGGUAGCUUUCGCAGCGAGGAAGCUGCUUUUGCCUCCUUAAACCCAAUUCAUCCGUCCAGUGGCAGAUAUCCAGGACUCAACGCCCCAAAUCCAUCUCCAUCAGCAGGAGGAAACCCAUUUGGAUAA
Molecule: messenger RNA, 2652 nt
Organism: Ilex paraguariensis (yerba mate)
Lineage: Eukaryota; Viridiplantae; Streptophyta; Magnoliopsida; Aquifoliales; Aquifoliaceae
Source: the annotation of a GenBank genome assembly